AUGGGGGACAAUGCCAGGCAGGGGAACACGCCGGUGUUUCGGAAUUUGUUUGGCCGCAACCUCCCACCAAUCAGCAAUGGAUUGAGCAGCCCCCAGGUUGCAAAGUCAGCUCUUUGGAAGCAUGAUACUGAGAUUAUGUGGGCAGUGCUGGGUGCGGUUGCCAACUCUCUGCUUUCACAAAUUCUUAAAAUGAUGCUCAACCAUGAAAGGCCUGCACCAGCUUUGCUGUCUGAUCCUGGAAUGCCAUCACCCCGUGUACAAUCCAUAUUCUAUGCUGCAACCAUCCUAGUUCUUUCAUUGUUCUACUGGCUUGGGACAAAUUACCCGACGAUGAUUCUUGGGCUUGCAACUCUAUCAAAUGGCCACCUAUCUAGUAAGUAUAAUUCAUGGCUACGGGUGUCGCAGCGUCUUCAUACACUGAACCAAGUUAUUGUGGGAGCUGCUGUAGGAUCUGCCUUUGGUGCUCUAUGGUUUGUGCUCUGGCAUUCGCUCGUGCAGGAGGUCGCUUCUUCAAUGUCGGUUCAGAUUGCGGUCAUCAUCGGGUCAGCAGUAUUUUGUGUUGGCUUUGUCAUCGACAUCAUUCGUCACUGGCUCAAGGAUGAGUAA
Molecule: messenger RNA, 606 nt
Organism: Phragmites australis (common reed)
Lineage: Eukaryota; Viridiplantae; Streptophyta; Magnoliopsida; Poales; Poaceae
Product: lipid phosphate phosphatase epsilon 2, chloroplastic-like
Biological process (GO): lipid biosynthetic process; protein N-linked glycosylation
Cellular component (GO): endoplasmic reticulum membrane; intracellular membrane-bounded organelle
Molecular function (GO): dolichyldiphosphatase activity
Source: RefSeq, a predicted model, not a curated record